Molecule: messenger RNA, 2082 nt
Organism: Pseudoliparis swirei
Lineage: Eukaryota; Metazoa; Chordata; Actinopteri; Perciformes; Liparidae
Product: group 3 secretory phospholipase A2-like
Exons: 7
Coding region: 1-1488 (495 amino acids)
Biological process (GO): arachidonate secretion; phospholipid metabolic process
Molecular function (GO): A2-type glycerophospholipase activity
Source: RefSeq, a predicted model, not a curated record
AUGCUGUUGUCUCCGAAUUCUCCCUGCGCGCUCGUCUCCUCAUCCAGUGUGCCAACGUUUACCAAGCGCACAAGGAGAGCUGGGACAGAGGGAAAAGUUCGGCGGAAACGGGCCUGGAUAUUCCCAGGGACCCUGUGGUGCGGUACUGGCAGCAAAGCGGCGGGAUACGAACAGUUAGGGAUGUUUGAGAGUGCAGACAGAUGCUGCCGUGAGCAUGACCACUGCCUGCAUGUCAUCCUGUCUUUCACGGUGAAUUAUGGAGUCUUCAACUCCAACUUAUUUACCGUCUCACAAUGUGACUGUGACCAAAGGUUUCGACAGUGCCUUCUCGGGGUGAAUGAUACCAUUUCCAGCAUGGUGGGCUACAGCUUUUUCAACAUCCUGAAGGUUCCCUGCUUUGAGCUCAAACAGCAGAAGCAAUGCACUGAGUUGUACUGGUGGGGAAUGUGUAAAGUAGCCAAAAAGGCUCCAUAUGCUGUCUUCAAAAAACCCCUUCCAUACUCUGAUGUUACAAGCAAUAAUGGGGACAACGCUAACAGCAACACGGUAGCAAGGAGCAAGGGGAAUCAUGAAACCAAAAGCUUUGUGAUCAACCCAAACAAAAAGUCACCCAAAGGUGAACGUAGGUGUAACUCAAGAGACCGACUUAAAGGAGACACUUUCUACCUCAGAAGGACAGAAGAAAAAGGAUGUAAAAGACACAGGAAACUGGAUACAACACCACCAUCCCAAAUGCCCCCGAUGUCAAGAGUGCAUACCACUAGUCCUUCAAUACAAAUAGGUCUUUUAAAUGCUUCUAAAAGUACUGUGAUGAUGCAGAUAAAAAAAAGACUUGGAAAAAGAAAGAGCAACAGAAAGGGUCUGUCUAAUUACGUCACAGAAAGAAGCCAAGUUCCACAAACAACAACAACAACAACAUCUGCAAGACAAAGCAGCCCAUCUUUAACACAGAAGCCAGCGCUGCAGCUUCACUUACCAACCGCCAUCACAGCAGUCACCAGAAGUCACAAAGAAGUUCCAAAACAAAGUCAUUGUUGUGGAUUCAAGAUGCUUCUAAGAGAGAAUCAACUCCUGUGUGGAAGCCUCAUACUUCUGGAUGGAUGUAAAUACAAAAUCAUUCCUUUGGAGAAGAAGUACGAUCUGCAGAACGGGGAGUCAAAGACUGCAUACCACUGUGAUUGCACCAGCCGCUUGGCUGUUCAGAUUGGAAGCUUCAAGCAACCCAGUAUUCUGCCCAAGCUACUAAUGGAUUUCGUCUCUCAAUACUGCUUCAGACUGCCAAACGAGAGAAAAUGCCACCGUCGCAAAAGCUGUUCUGGAGGCUUCUCGAAAGCCUCCGACCUACUUCAAGCACUUAGUGUGAUGGAGGAAAAAGACACUGCUGGGGUGCAAAAUACAGGCAACGACAGAAGAAGAGGGAUUCCUACUCGUCUGUAUAAGCGAUGCCUAAGGGAAGCUAAUGUUCUGGCACAGAUCACACAAAUUUAGACUAAGCUUCUGUUAAUAGCAACAAUGACUUUGAAAAGCUUCAUAUUUCAUGCAGCAUUUUCUGUUUCUUUCUGGCAGUUUGUUAGAAAAACAUUCAAGUAAAUAAACAAUCUUACACUUCACUGUUGUGUGAUAUACAUUAUAUGCUGUCACUGUGUGAUAUGGAAGUAAAUGUUUUGCUUUGUUUAUAAAACAUAAUUGAUCCAAAAAUGCGUUGUGGGGACUCAGCGAGUACAAUGUGAACUUAAUCUGCCUUUACAUUUCACGAAAUCCAGCACUUACAAUGUGUUGCAUCAGUCUCUCAGUCAUGCAUUCUUAGUUAAAAGGUAUGGUACAAAUGACAUUAGAUAUCUUCACAAGAAGAUGGGCGUGCGUGACGUUAUAUCUAGAGUCGAUAUUGGAUGUAGAUGUUAUAACUGAGAGGGGUUGAGGUUGUACACAUACAGUGCAAAUGCAAAACAAAGAGGUCUAUGAAAAAUCUGGGUAUGAAAUGAAUGUCUGUUGAUUUGUUAUUUAUUUAUUUAUUUAGUACUUUUCAUAUUAAUGCCUUUUACCUUUCUUUAGUUAUUUUACUUUGUACUCCAUGCUUAUCAU